AUGUUGCUGACUAGUCGACAUGAAUACACUUUUUUCAAGGAAUUAGCUAAAUAUGAACUAAAUAAUACCGUAAUGAUGGAUGGAAGUGGGAACGAUGAGUCGUACUCCUCAAAGUUGAAAUGUCUCUACGAAGCAAAAGGUGGUUUGGUCGGCUAG
This is a messenger RNA of Plasmopara halstedii, 156 nucleotides long. RefSeq lists its product as uncharacterized. The transcript has 2 exons. The record is from RefSeq and is a predicted model, not a curated record. Bases 1 to 156 code for a protein of 51 amino acids. Lineage: Eukaryota; Oomycota; Peronosporomycetes; Peronosporales; Peronosporaceae.